Spizellomyces punctatus DAOM BR117 is the source of this 3744-nucleotide messenger RNA. RefSeq lists its product as uncharacterized. The transcript is spliced from 25 exons. Lineage: Eukaryota; Fungi; Chytridiomycota; Chytridiomycetes; Spizellomycetales; Spizellomycetaceae. The record is from RefSeq and is a predicted model, not a curated record. The coding region runs from base 54 to 3710 and encodes 1218 amino acids. Gene Ontology annotation, biological process: regulation of GTPase activity.
CAAACAUUUCACCUUGGUCUGGUACAUAUUUCAUUGCCUUGGAAGGUACCAAGAUGAUCGUCAAGGAUAGAACUCUCUAUGUCAAGCUUUUAGAAGCAAAGCACCUCUAUCCUGAGAAAUCUCGUCACACGGGCACAUACUGCACUGUCGUUGUUGAGGGAGGAGAAGACCGCCGGACACCUACUGUCUAUCAUGAUCCCAGUCCAUUCUUUGGAGAAGAGCUUACAUUUGGAGAUCAGCUCCCAGCGGAGAUAUGGAGAAUCACACUCGGGGUCUGGCAGGACACUGGUCAUCAACCUGGUGGUUCAGGAGCCAAGACAACAGAUAAAUUGUUGGGAAAGGUUAUCUUUCCGCGGGAGCUUCUUGAGGAUGGGCGAUUUGAAGAAGAGCAGUGGUAUCGUCUUAUGCCGCCUGAUCUAGAUAAUACGAUCUACGGAGAAGUCCUCAUAGGAGUCCGAUAUGUUGCUGACGAUGCUGAUCGAAAGUCGAAUCGGUUAAUCGUCACUGUGCAUGAAGCUAGGAAUCUCAGCCCUGGACCUGGAGGAACCCGAGAUAGUCAUGUUAUAUGUCAUCUUCUUCCGGAUCCUGAAGCACAGACUACUGAAAAAACGCAAUGCAUCAAAGAUUCCCUUAACCCCGUUUUCCACGAGGAUCUCACCUUUCAAAUGAAAAGUCUCCAUCCCAACCAGGAGCUCCAUGUAUCCUUAUGGGAUACGAGAUCCGUCGACUCCUUCCUGGGGCAUCUGUCGAUUCCGCUGGGUGAUCUGGAUGUAGGGGACCACAUAGAGGCGCGAUGGAGAGGCCUCCUGCCACGACCAGCCUACUAUGCGAAGCACAAUCCACAAAAAGAAAAAAGGAGAUCAGAGUCCGAAAUUGCCCUCAGCAGAGCAAAACACUUUUUGCAAAGCAUGCAGUCAACUAUCAAAGAGUUCACCCGGCUCAAACGACCACACAAGCUCAUUGAGACGAAAUUUGGCUCAACCAUCUCAUUUUGUGGCCAUUGUGGACUGGCUUUAAUGUCACGUCGAACCCAUUAUCAGUGUUCCAACUGCAAGUUCAGCUGCCAUGGCCGGUGCUCCAGAUUCACGGCUAACGAUUGCGGGGAGGUCGGCGCUGUGCGACUGAAAAUCAAGUAUUCUGUCAGCACCAUAUUGCCGCUGGAGAAAUACCGGCCAUUCUUGGAUCUUUUAGCAGAGGAUCGAUACCGGGUGGCCCACCUUUUCGGAAAAGUCAGUAAGGACAGGGAGGAAGCUGCGUGGCCUUUCAUCAAGUUGAUGGAGGCGGAUCUGGCAACAAAGCCCUUUCUUUUUGCCAUAAUAUCGGCUGAAAUUGAAGACACUAAUGAUCCGAAUACUUUGUUCCGCGGCAACAGCAUGGCUUCGAAGGCCGUGGACGUAUAUAUGCGAUAUAUCGGAAGAGCAUAUUUGAAGAAUACUUUAGGAGAUAUCAUAAAGAGCAUCGUCAGCAAGAAGUUACAUUGCGAGCUCGACCCAAUGAAGGCUGAUAAGGCCGAUGAUUUGGAACGUAGUCGAAAGACGUUGAUGGAAUGGAAUCAAAAGAUCUUGAACGCGAUUUACGAUACUCGAUUCGCACUCCCGGCUCCAUUGCGGCCAAUAUUUGCGCACGUUCAGCAGCAAGUGAGAUGGAAGUUUCCCAAUGACCCAAUCGUGCGCUACACUUCGGUCAGCGGUUUCAUAUUUCUUCGGUUCUUUGCUCCGGCAAUUCUCGGUCCACGACUCUUCGAGCUGAUCGAUGAAUACAUCGACCCUAGGACGAGCAGAACUCUGACUCUUCUGGCUAAGACUUUGCAGAACUUGGCCAAUCUAGUGCCAUUCGGUGACAAAGAGCCGUAUAUGAAGGAUAUGAAUAUUUUCAUCGAGGAGAACAUCGACAAGAUGAAACGAUACAUUGAUGGAAUUGCGGCAAAAGAAUCAGUGCAACCUAAUACACUAUCAUUUCAUCACGUUCGUUACGAGACUGCCCGUGAAGCUGCACGUCUGUUCAACUUGUAUGUAAGAGCAGCCCCCGCUAUCCUCCAAGAUAUGAGGGAGAAGGAUGCUUCUGUAGUUCGUAAGCUAGCAAAGGUUUUGACAAUGCUGACAAUUGAAACAACUGCGAGAGACGGAAUCGAUCGAAAUCCUUUCUCCUUCCCAACAUUGAAAAGGUCAUAUGCCAAGCUUCUGAAUAUGCGGAUAGAUAUGGAAGACAGCAAGGGGGUGCAGCGAGCGACUGAAAUGCCCUUUCAAAGCUUCGACGCUUCUAAAUGGACACUGCAUCAUCUUACAUCCGAACCCAGUACACCCACGCUCACUCAAAUCAUAGGAAGCGUCGAGGAUGAACAGCACUAUUCGAGUACUGAAACGCUUGCGCCCCACAAGAAAGGCCAGCGGGCGGCGGUGGACAUGAGACCACCUGGGACGGCAUUACCAGCAUUACCAAGGAAUCGGGGCAGUACAGAAAAGUUAAGGUUGGGCGACGAAGAAAAUGCGCGACAGAGACCCCCAGCUUUGGAACUUCAUUCCGCUAACGCUCCCAGUACCACACGACCACCGCCCCGAUCGACACCAACCACAAUCACUCCUUCAAGCGCAACGUUUGCUUCUCACUUGGAGGAUUUAGAUCUCACAUUGGAACGAUUAACCCCGUUGGUGACGAAUGCAAGUGAAAGCUGCGAACCUGAGACAACCGACGCGGGAGCCUUGGCGGUGCCUGUCACACCGUCAUCAAAUGCUCAGGCACCGAUACCGGAAGCUAUAGAUCCUAAUGCAUCCAGAAAAUCCAGUUUGGCCACUACUAUUGAGACUACCCUGUCGAGUGCCUAUUCCUCUGCCCAUUCCUCCGUUGCUCGUCGUAACCCUCGAUCCCGUUCCUCUGUCCCCACUCUGACAGGCAUAACGGCGCCUGGGCAACCAAAAAUUGACAGCUUGGCUAUUAUGGCACUGCUGUCAAACGCUCGAGAUGUUGCCAUCCAGCAAUCUGAGCAGACCCUUGCAACACAGGGUGAGUGUGUUGCAUGCAAGAAAAACGUGAUCGGUAACGACUAUAAGCGCGUGAAUGGGCAACUUUGGCAUACGGAGCACUUUACCUGUGCAAAAUGCGGUGUGCUGAUAGCUAACGAGAAGGACGCUAAAAUGUUCAAAGGUGCCCCUUAUUGUCCGGCGCAUGAGAUUAAACCAUGUGCAACAUGUGGAGAGGGAAUAGCGGAUCUUACAACUCCAAUGGUUUCCGUUCUUGGCAAAACUUAUCAUCCUGAUUGUUUCGUUUGCGCUGCGUGUGGUUGUCCAGUCAAGGAAGGGUUUGUUGCAUUUGCAGGACAUCCAUUCUGUCGAGAGGAUUACUACCGACAAGCUGACCUCAUGUGCGGUGUCUGCGGGGAUACGAUACCCAAUGCAUACGUUGAGAUUGCAGGUCGCAAAUACCAUGUUGACUGCAAGCGAUGUGAUCGGUGUGAGCUACCGCUCGCCAACAAGCCGUACUUUAUCCUGGAAGAUAACGUCUAUUGCAACAGUCACAUGCAUGAAAUGCUGAAAUGCAAAGGAUGCGGGGAGAUUGCGACAGGGAAUACAGGGCAGAUAGUUCGUCUAUCAUCAAACCAGACUUAUCACCCUGGCUGUUUCCGCUGUACAGAUUGUGGACGGGCAUUAGGAUCUGGGUUUUAUGAGUUCCGGGGGAACCCAAAAUGUUAUGUGUGCUAUUUAGGAUCAUUUUAGUGCAAUUAGAAUAUUAUUAUUGUAUCAUUGUAAA